UCCUGCUGCUCACUCUCGUUGCUUUUGGAUUUAAAAGAAAAAUAGAUUAAAAAAAAAAAAAAAAAAAAGGAAGAAACUCGACCUCAGUUACCUCUCUACGACAGUCGAUCAAAUGUGUGUGAACUUCAUCAGUCGGCAGGAGAAGCUGCUGGUCAACUUGCGGUAGUUUAGACCACAACUCGACAUGAUGACUCGGAUUUUCUGGGACACUAUUUUCCUCAUAAGCGGUUCCUUCUUCACAUUUGGAGCAGGGCCGAGCAAUUCGACGAUUAUUGAAGCGAGUAUAUCCAUCGAUCCAAACUCCACCACUGCUCCGAACACCUCAACAAGCAGCUCUGCAGCAACCAGCAGCAGAAGCUCCACAACGGCUGCACCUACUACAACAACUAACAUCCCAAUAGUUACAAGUUCCGUCUUUGCAUUUGAUGCAGAACCGACUAGUUCGACAAUUAUUGAAGUGAGCAUUCCCAUUGAUAAAAACUCCACUGCUGCUCCUAACACCUCAACCACCACCACCACCACCACCAGCAGCACAACUACCACAACUGUUACACCGACUACAACAACUAACAUCCCUCCAGUGAAAAAGUUUGUGGCAGCAGCUGUUCGCUCUCAUUUUGACGACUGUCCGGACUCUCACCGCCAUUUCUGCUUCCACGGAACAUGUCGCUUCCUGAUAUUAGAGGAGACGCCUGCAUGUGUGUGUCAUCCAGGCUUCGUCGGGAUGAGGUGCGAGCAUGCAGACCUGCUCGCUGUCGUAGCAACUAAUCACAGACAGCAGACCGUCGCCACGGUGCUGGUGUUGUGUGUGAUCGGGUGUGUUCUCAUCAUGGUGUUGUGUACCCUUUUACAUUGCUGGUGGAGGCAGGACUGUCGCAGGCGGAGCUACGCUCAUCACUACGUCCCAGAGAAGCACGGAGCAUCCCGCCAUCCUUCUGAGAGUGUGGUUUGAGAAGACAUCUUGCUGGAAUAUGAGCCUUUGGAUCAUGGCGUGUUUAGUUUUUCUCCUCUGUCCGGCCCACAAAUCUUUAGGAUUGCAUCCAAAGUGGUGCACAUGUUCUGAUGAAGCAACCCUGGCUGGAGAUGAGGGAGGAAACAUUAUCGUCGGUGUGGCUCAGGUAGGCCUGCUGGAUGUGGGAGGUUAAAUGCUCCAUGACAUUUUUGAGAACAGUAGGAACGUGUUUACUUCACACUUUGAUUCUGUGGAAAUACACGCAGAACUGCAACAGUCUCUUUGAAGCUCUGAGGAUGAAGCUCAAGGGGAAAGCUCGGCGUGUCCUGAUUACUGUUUAUGGCUGGCCUAGUGGACGAGAAAUAAUCUACGAGGCCAUUAAUCAUCCUGUGUGGAUGUCCAAUAGGAAAUGUGUUUAUUUUGGGCUGCCGGACAACAAUAAUUCAUUCAAGUCAGAAGACCCCAAUUCCUAUUUUUGUCUUUUAAUAACUUUGAGCACUUUUCAUCUGAACUCUACAAGCACAGAGGACAUUUUAAAGAAAUGAUGGUGGGGGGGAAACUGAUGCUUUAAAUAAGUUUUAGUGUCUGCUUUUAAAGACUCACUUCACCUGACAGGAGUAGGAAUUGUUAAACGGAUUGACUUCUAAUGGAUUAAAAUCCCUGGACUUAUAGAAUUUAAAAUUGUUCCAACAUGGUUUUGAUAAUUUGAUGACUCCAGUAUUGCUACUGAAGAGGAAAUAUUUGUCAGUUUUUUAUUAUUUUUUAUUCCUGAGCUGUACUUGAAUGUGUUCAUGCAUCAGAGGUGUUUUUGAUUUGCGAGCUAUAACUGUAUCAACACAUGCACAUUAUACCACAGUCCUCUUGUA
Centropristis striata (black sea bass) is the source of this 1818-nucleotide messenger RNA. It is a transcript of the gene tgfa, whose product is annotated as transforming growth factor, alpha. The transcript is spliced from 8 exons. Lineage: Eukaryota; Metazoa; Chordata; Actinopteri; Perciformes; Serranidae. Bases 185 to 952 code for a protein of 255 amino acids. Gene Ontology annotation, biological process: epidermal growth factor receptor signaling pathway; positive regulation of mitotic nuclear division; positive regulation of cell population proliferation. The record is from RefSeq and is a predicted model, not a curated record.